AGCGGCCAGACAACUGAGUCUUAAUAAUCGGGUUCAGUUGGUACUUUUCGAGUACGUAACCUUGCAAAUAGAUAUUUUAUCUUUGUGACUACUUGCUUCCGAGUAAAUAGUUAAAGUUCUCGAACAUCGAAAUAAUAAUACAAGGAGACGGUACAAAACCUUAUAAUUUUGCUACUAAGUUGUGACAGUAACACUGGACCACUGUCAGUUAUCAGAUUGACAAUACUGACAGUGACAAUCUUAUCAUAUUGCUGCAAGCAAGCCGCAAUUCGCAAAUCAAAGCAACAACAAAUGAGUUAAAGUAUUUGUUGUUUUUUGAAUAAGAUGAUUGUAAUAAUAAUAACUUACCCAUAGAAUUUCGUGAGUCGUGAUGAAUGACAUUCCAGAAAGCCAACAAAGAAUGAGCAACAACAAUAGGCGGCAGCUUGUAUCUUAUGAGCAAAUAACGGCGAUCAUAGAUUUUAUGGCCCAACAUGUAGACUUUGCAUCUGGUAACUUCAGGUCAACUGAAGCCAGGCAUGAAUCAAAAAAGCUGUGGGAGGAAAUAGGCAAGGUGUUGAAUAACUGCAAAGGUGGCACAAGGAAGACGCCUUAUGCCUGGAGUAAGUAUUGGAGUGACUUCAAAGCUAAAUUAAAAAAUAAAAUGUUGCUGCUUAAGAGACAGCAGUCUGGAGUUAGUGCUAAGGGUACAUCUCUCACCACAUUGGAGAAGAGAGCAAUCUCUAUAUUAGGACCAGGAUUUGAAAAAAAAGUUGAUCAUCAUUACACAAGGAAACCGAGAAGUAUCAAAAGGGAUGUAGUCAAAGUAGAAAGACUGCCAGAUCCAAUUCAUGUGGUGAAUAGCAAUUGGAAAUCUCAUAGUGAGUCCAGUGGCAGGGCAUCAGUUGAUGAUGACCAGAGUAAUGAUAGUGCAGCCUCUUCAGACACAGAAAUGAAUAAAGAUGAUGAUGAAGAUAAUAAUGAACGGAUUGCAAUGUAUCCACAAUGGCUGAUAAAUGUCGAACGAAAGCGCGCCGAAGCUGAACUAAUUAGGGCAAAAGCUGAGGAGCAGCGAGCCUCUGUUUCAGCACAGAAUGCUGAGGCAGCACUACUGCAGGCAGAUGCGUUAAGACAGCUAGCUGAAGCUGCUAGGAUACAGGCUGAGGCCAUCACAAGGAUAGCUGUUGCACUAGAAAGCAGAGGGGAAAGGAAUCUGUUGGAGAUAUGAUAAAGAUAAGCAUUGAUCUUUAGCUACUGUGUAGCAAUGUUCAAAAUAGAUUGUAACCAUAACACCUCAUUUCUGCUAUUUGUUUUAUCUAGCCCUUAGCUACGUGGAAGAUAUUGAACCAGGAAUUGCUACGAACUUAUAUUGCAUAAUUUGAAGAAGAGCAAAUAUGGUUAGCUAUCAUUGUAAUUGAUUUGAGUUAAUAUGAGUGCAGAGGUAAUGUGUUCUGAAAUAUUUAUACAACUAGUUUUAUAUAGAUGGAUUUGUUUAGUUCAUGCUGUAAGAAUGUGCAACACAGUGAUUGUAAACUUGAAUAUCAUUAUAAAGAGGUGGAUAUAUGAGGUGAAUAAAAUAAAAUACAUAAGUAGGAUA
Molecule: messenger RNA, 1576 nt
Organism: Trichoplusia ni (cabbage looper)
Lineage: Eukaryota; Metazoa; Arthropoda; Insecta; Lepidoptera; Noctuidae
Exons: 6
Coding region: 371-1207 (278 amino acids)
Source: RefSeq, a predicted model, not a curated record